Alternaria arborescens is the source of this 1212-nucleotide messenger RNA. RefSeq lists its product as hypothetical. Gene Ontology annotation, molecular function: chloride channel activity. The transcript has a single exon. NCBI's taxonomy places the organism in Eukaryota, Fungi, Ascomycota, Dothideomycetes, Pleosporales, Pleosporaceae. The record is from RefSeq and is a predicted model, not a curated record. The coding region runs from base 1 to 1212 and encodes 403 amino acids.
AUGUCGUCGCCUACCCUCCCUACGCGCCGACCCACUUACCCUCUCGCUCAUGCUUUUCGCCGUAAACCUCGACGUCUGCCUCUCGUUCUCCGCUUCUCGAAGGGCGCUAUACACAACAUAAUCUUAAUGCCAGUACUGCUUCAUUCGCUCUUCACCGCCUUGAUCGUCUACAUCGAUACGCGCUAUGUAGACAGUAUAUCCAUCCCUGCUACCAUUAUACCGUCGCUCUCCAUCGUGGUUGGUCUAAUGCUGGUCUUCAGAAAUAGCACAGGCUACGACCGAUUCUGGACCGGAAGAAACUGCCUCACGACAAUCGGAACCUCCGUACGAAACCUUGCUCGAAUCUGUCUGGUGAACUCGCGAGACAAAGACGGACAUUCCACCGAAGAGGAGAGGAGAGACACAGAGAAGAUAGUACGGGUCCUCGUAGCAGUUCUCUACUCCAUCAAGCACAACCUGCGCGCAGAAUUCAAUAUCCCACCUGCGAGUCUCGCUUCUUUGCCUCCACAACCAAGCGUCUACCCGCAACGCUCCCGCCCCGUAUCCAGGCGCCCCAGCUACAUCGACCGCACAGGUUCCAAUUUCGGCACGGUUUCGUUCCCGCCUACUCUCGUAAACAGCACAAGUACCACACCUCUGCUCGGGUCAUCCACCGCCACGCUAGAAAACGGCGAUGGUACGACACCCAUGAAGAAAGAUGAAUAUGUAUCACUUCUUCCAGAAGGCCUGAUGGGCUACGAAGACCAAGGUCUCGGUUUACCCUUACAACUUACAAUCCUCUUGGAAGGUUACAUCCGCCGAGGCCACGACAGAGGCUGGUUCCACGCGCCCCUCUCCUCUCAAAUGACCGUUCAGCUGAACACUCUCGUCUCCGCGUAUGGCACCAUGGAAACUAUUCACAGCACGCCCAUUCCCGUCGCGCAUCUGAUCCACCAAAAGCAGGUCCUGGCACUCUAUGCUUGUGUUCUGCCGUUUGCCAUUGUAGAUGACUACAGGUGGUGGAGUGUACCUAUUGUGGCUAUCAUCGCCUUCACACUCUACGGUAUUGAGGGAAUUGGCGUGCAACUGGAGGAUCCAUUUGGAUAUGAUAAGAAUGACAUCAAGAUGGACGGCAUCAUCGAAGAUACGAGGCAGGAGGUUAUGGUGCUGUUGGAGGAGUGGAGGGCGAGCCAUGAGGGGAGGGCUAUGGGGGGUAUGUUCGAGUGUGAGUGA